Molecule: messenger RNA, 441 nt
Organism: Salvia splendens (bonfire salvia)
Lineage: Eukaryota; Viridiplantae; Streptophyta; Magnoliopsida; Lamiales; Lamiaceae
Exons: 1
Coding region: 1-441 (146 amino acids)
Source: RefSeq, a predicted model, not a curated record
AUGGAGGCCGCGGGAGAAACUAAAUCGAUUACAAUCGAUAGCAUCAUUCCGCCGCGGCUGGAAGACGCCGGCCUUGAGGACUGUGCCCUACCGCCGGAUUCCAUCAGGGAGGCAUUUUUGAAGGCAGCCUCAGCCGUGAGAUCGAUCGUUUCGGACGAAGGCGGAUGCGUGGAAGAUCCAUGGGAAGAGUCCUCCUACGAGGGCUGCGUGGUGGAGAAAGGCGGCGGAUCGACGGAGGCGGCGGGAGAUAGAGUGGUGGUGGUGGGGGAUGCGGAAGAGAAAGUGGAUGCGGUGGUGGGGCCCGGUGUGCCGGACGGAGGGGAGAAGGCCUGCGUUGAUGGAUUGCAAGGGCUAGAAAUUGGGGAAAAGAAAGAUGACGUGGCAGAUGAGGUGGAGAAGGGUGACGAUGAACCAACCUUGGUUGAAGGCUUUGCUUUGUAG